AUGAUGGCUACAAAUACUUCUAUAACACAUAGUCUUAUCGAUAUUGGAGCAAAUCUUACACAUAAAUCAUUUCAACAACAUCUUCAUCCAGUAUUAGAACGAGCUGGUAAAGCUCAAGUUUCACAUAUUAUUAUUACAGGUACAAGUCUCUCAGGUAGUCGUGAAGCUAUUCAUAUUGCUACAAAAUAUAAUCAAGAACAACAAAUUGUUAAACUUUAUUCAACUAUUGGUAUUCAUCCACAUGAAGCUACACGUCAUUCAAAAUAUAAUUAUCGAGAACAACUUGUAAAUUUAUUAAAAGCAAAUAAAAAUAUUGUUGCUGUAGGAGAAUGUGGUCUUGAUUUUGAUCGUAAUUUUUCAUUACAUGAUGAUCAACGACAUGUAUUUGAUACACAAUUACAACUUGCUUGUGAAUUUAAUUUGCCACUAUUUAUGCAUGAACGAUCAGCUUCGACAGAUAUGUUAUCUAUAUUAGAAAAAUAUUCACAACAUGAAAAUUUUCAUGGUGUUAUUCAUUGUUUUACAAAUCCGUCUUUGGAUAUUCUUCGACAAUAUCUUUCUCUUAAUCUUUAUAUUGGUAUAACUGGUUGGAUAUGUGAUGAAAGACGUGGUAAAGAUUUAGCAAAAUUAAUUCCAAAUAUUCCAUUAGAUCGUUUACUAAUCGAAACGGAUGCACCAUUUUUAUUACCACGUAAUAUGCCAAGACCUUGGCCAAGUCGUAAUGAACCAAGUUAUUUACCAUAUGUUGUGAAGAAAUUAGCCGAAUGUUAUUCGAUUUCAAUCGAUGAAGUUGCUAAACAUACAACUGAAAAUGCAAAAAAACUUUUUAAUUUAUAA
This is a messenger RNA of Rotaria sp. Silwood1, 837 nucleotides long. NCBI's taxonomy places the organism in Eukaryota, Metazoa, Rotifera, Eurotatoria, Philodinida, Philodinidae. The record is from the annotation of a GenBank genome assembly.